CUGUAACUGUAGAUGUGUCUGAAAUUCACUGACAAGUGACAGUAAUGUGAACUUUAACUGUCUCCGUCAAAACACGCAUCUAUUUUCGCAAAAUUUUUGUAAUGUUGAGAAAUAUUUUUAAAAUAUCAGGAUUACCAUCCAAGAGAGAUACUACAUUUCAAAAAUGUUACCUUCAAUCAUUCAUAUCUGCACCAACAACGAUAAUUUGGACUAAUAGAAGAUCUUCUUAUACUAGAUCUUAUAGUGCUCCAUGGGAUACACAACAUAGAAAAACAUCGUCUUAUAUUGGACAACAAAAAGGUGAACCCUUUAUUAGACAUCAAGCUAGUCGCGAAUCAAAAAGUAGCAUAAGAACUGUAAAAGAUGAAAAUCCACUCGGUUUUCCAACAAAAUUAAACAUUAAUUCAUCUCAUCAAAUCAAAAUAAAAUCGUGCGCCAAUUUGCUUAAAUAUUUUAAAAGCAAUGAUAUUGAACCGGAUAAGAAACUAGCUAAAAUACUGUCAUUAGACAGCAUUUUUAAAAAAAUACCAAAAAAAAGUCCCAACUUAGUCGAAGAAAUCCUUCAAAAAACUAAUUUUGGUAAAACACUAACAUUAGGAAAAAUUAAGUCCAAUAUCUGUGACUCUGAUAAAGUUAUUGGUUAUAAAAGAAUGCAAUCAGAUCCAGAAGUAUGCAAAUUUGCUAAAAUUUCCAACACUAGAUCUUGUCCGUCUGUAUGUAUAACUCUGUCAAAUGCAUUUCCAGAAAUAUUAAGUAAAGAUGCAACCAAUGAGACAUUAAAUAAUAAAGAAUUAGAAAAACCACAUUCUUUUAUCGAGCUAAAGCGACAAAAACUAGCAGGAGAAGAAUCAAUGAAUGAGCUAAACCAUCUUCAAAUAUCAUUUGAUUCUACAUUUCCAAACCAUUUGAAACCAAGAGCAUUUAAUCUGAAAGAUCAAGAUUUUAGUUUGAAAAUAAAUUUCACUUUACAACCAAACAUAGCUUCAUCUGGAAUGAAAGAAAUUAUUAAAUUAAGAGAUGCUUACACUUCAUACGAUUCAAUGUUGAUUAAUUCUGAGAUUGAUCAAAUCAUAACCAAGACCAUAAAAUCUGAAUCAAAACCGAAUGUAUUUAAGUUGCAUCAAGGCAACCACAGAAUGAAGAUUACAACAGCUUCAAACUAUCGACAAAUAAUGCCUUCCAAGAUAGAUGGUUAUAAGAAAGAAAGUAUCAAUAAAAGAGCUGAAUUAGAUAAAUAUACCUUGCAUCCUUUCGCAAACAAAGCUGCAGCCAGGAUGAUUCUGAUUGACGCCAAUUACAGAUCUAAUCCGCAUAAAAGUUUUAGUAUAAGUUCAAUUUUGAGAUGUCCCCAAUACCUGAAAAAACAAGAAUGGAGUAGCGAAAAGAAAGCCAAUAAAGUUAGAUUUUCUAAAUAUAUUGAUGUUUUUUGUACAGAAAAAUAUCAACCUCUUUAUGUACCAAAAGAGAUUACCUUCAAUUAUACAAGAGAAGAAAUAAAUAAAAUGAAGAAAAUUUUGGAUAAAGAUGUAAAAAGAAUUGAUUCUUCCGAGAUGUCCUUCCAUGAACAUUACAUAUAUAAACUGGAGAAAGAUUUAGCACUUCGUAUGAAGGAAUUACAAGCAAAAACUAAACGAAUAUAUACAAGUGGUACAAAAUCAAUUAAAAGAUUUAGCGGGAUCGCUAUUACUAGUAAAGAUAUUCUAGUUGAUAAAAAAUAUUCAAACCAGAUGCCUAUUCGCAAAUAUCACGUGCUAACUAAGUUACAGGAUAAAAAAUUAACAGAAAAAAAUAACUACACCGAUUUGAGACAACUAAAGGGAGAAAUCAAUUCUUUAGGUAAUCUAAGAAAGACACAAUGGAAAAUAAAUAAUUUCUACAAAUGGCACAAGUUGAAUAACAUGCAUAACGUACAACUCACCCUAAAAAGAUCAUAUUCCCAUAUGAAUGAUUUUUUAUCAGUAAACAAUAAAAUAACUACAAGAGGAAGUAUCAGACUAAAAUCCACCAGAAGUAGUACCAACAUUGCGGCUGAAUCCGGUAAAAUAAAAGUACCUCUGAAUAAAGAAAUAUUUCUGCCUAAUGAAAAGGAAAUCUCGUCUGAAGAAUUUUAUCCUGAUAAUGUAAAUGCCAGUAAAUACAUAAACCAAGAUUACGAUGAAGAAGAUAGAAAAUCAGUAUACAAAGAAGAUGAAGAAGAUUCAAAAUCAGCGUAUAGAGACAAUGAAGAGGACCAAGAACAAUAUUAUCCUAAAAAUAAACCACUAACCCUUAAAGAUAUGAUGAAUAUGGGAAUAAAUGAUUUGAGGAGAAAAUUAUUUCACCUUGAACCUGAAAGAUACGACGAUGAUUCUGACGAUGCGAAGUCAAACGAUUAUAGAGAAUAUGCUGAAGACGAUGAAGACGAAAAAUAUUCUAGAAAAGGAUAUAAAAGAUACAUAAAGAAAUUAAAGCGGGAAGGAUUGAUACCGAAAGAUUUUAAAAAACAUUUCAAACUCCCGGAAAAAGCUGAAUAUUUAGAUGAAACGGAGGACGAACCUACUAACGAGGAAGACAAUUAUUCUGGAUAUUAUAGACAAAAAUCGGCCGAUGGACCUAAGAAAGAAACAUAUUAUUCAAGGUAUGAAAAAAAAGCAGAUGAUACUUGGAAUAAAGUAGUCAAUUAUUUUAAAGCGAUGCCAGGAGUUCCGUCCGCAGAUGAAUUUAAAAAAAUAUAUUACAGAAAAAGAGCGGAAAAGUAUGCUAAACUUGCAGGGCUAAUAGUGAUCGAAAAAGAAGUAGAACCUGAAAAUUUAAGCACUAACGAAAGUCCUCCGACUAUAGUUGCCCAUCCUUUGGUAGCAGAAUCAACAGACCAAGAAAAUAACAAGGAUGAGCUUCAUUUGAAACAUCUAUUACCCAACUUUAACAAGCAACAUAGAAGAUCGUAUUCUACACUAUCAGAAAAUAAUUACCACAAACUGUUACAUAACACAAAAAGUGAAAAAAUCGGUACUUUAGAACAAUUGCGUAAAAAAACUUAUUUCAAUAACGGUAGGUGCUACAGUACAUCAGCCCAGAAUCAACUUAAUCACGCAGAAAUACCAGUUGGUAAAUCAUUUCAUCCAAUUUCUAAAGAUUUUUUCGAAAACCCUAUUAAGUCGUCUAUGAAAUAUUUUGAUCCAGAAGUUGUAAGCCAAGAGUCAGUAGAUAGUGAUGAUGAGAAAACUGUUGCAGAAACACCUGGAGAACAAAAGGAAUCUAAUGCUGAAUCAGUUCCUUCUCCUUCUAAAGACAAAAAAUGCUGCUCUGAAUAUACUGCUCUGAAUAACAUUAUUCGGACAAUAGAAAUUAAAGAAAGGAUUUUUAAAUCGAUUGUGAAUGUAGCGGCACAAUAUGUUCAUGGUGUUAACUUUCACAAUAGGCGUUUCAGCACUUCAAUGAUAAAUUCUUCUGAUGCUAAGAAAGCGAAUUUGGCAGAGAGUGGAAGUGCACCAGAUUCAAAUAACUCUCAAACUGAAAAUGCUGACAAUAUUAAUGAUAAAUCCGCUAAUCCCGAAGUAGAAUCAGUUUACAGCAUAGAUAGUGACGGUUCUUCAGAAACAGGAGUACCGGUAAAUCAAGAAAUAUCUUCAACGAAUACAAAAGAACCUUCUUCUUCUUCUGACCCAAUUGUUAAUCUAAUUUCAAAAAGGAGUUACUCCAAACAUAACGCUAAUGAAGACUUGGAUGCGAUUAACAAGAGUUUAGAUGAAAAAGACCAUCAACGCUUAACAGAAAAUAUAGUCAAGUCGAUUCUUGAGGCUACUACUGCUCAAAGCCAACAAGACUCUAGUAGAAAAGGGGAAAAGACUGUGGUGAUACAACCUAAGAUUAUUCCGAGAAAAAUGACUUUAGCCGAAAUUAUAUUUAGCGAACCUAAAGAUGAAUACGAGAAGUACUUCAAGGCUACAUGUUUGGCUGCUUUUUUGGAUAUUUUCCGAAAAACGGAGAUGCUGUCUGAUGCAAAUUUCGAGGAAACAGAAAAAAUUAAAACGGAUGAUUUGGUUAAGGAGCUAAACAAAUUAUUGACAGAAGAGAAUCAAAAUACUAAAAAUGGUUGUUGAUGUUCCUUACGAAUUGGUAUUUUUAAAAUUUUAAUAAUUAAAAUGUAUAAAUAUUAAUUAUCUGUAACAUGUCUUCAUUCUAAUGUACUAUCUUAGUCUCUUCCGAGAUUUUUCAUUACACUUAUAAUGGAUGCUAAAACUGUGACAUAGGGGUCUAUUGGAACAAUUCCUUUAUAUUUUAACGGCCGUUAAAAUAUUGGAG
This is a messenger RNA of Psylliodes chrysocephalus, 4284 nucleotides long. Lineage: Eukaryota; Metazoa; Arthropoda; Insecta; Coleoptera; Chrysomelidae. The record is from the annotation of a GenBank genome assembly.